CAUCCCUUCCAGUUAUCCGUCCACCACACUAGCGGUUUCCCGGAGUUUGCAAGUCUUGUGGCCUUCCAUUUGAAGGUUUGAAUUGUUGGCGCUGGGUUAAUGAGAUGUUUGAAGAUCUCUUAAAAGGGGACUUCACAAAUAAUCCAGGUCAGUUGAAUGGUUUCUACAAGGGAGCACCCUCCAUAGUCUUCUCUGCGGCUGAGGAAGAUGUACUGGCCGGCAAGUUCAAUAGAACUCGCAUUGGCCGUAGCAGUGCUCGUCUUUCACUCUCAACUCUCGAAGACUUCCUGAUCAAAGGUGGCUUCAUGGAAUUUAAACUUUGCCGGCUUGCAAAUACAUGCCGGAAAACUCCCCCACUCCACCUCUCCGGCAAGGCUCCGGCCGGUGAGGAAAAGGACAUAGGGGCUCAGAUGCUGGUGGGUCUUCAGAAAGGAAAGUGGGAAAAGCCUAAAGGAAGGAGACGAAAACGUCAGGAGGUUAGUGGGAAGAAGGGCCCAUCCAAGCCACAGCUUUCAUUCAAGGAAAUUCAAAAACCCCAUGUCAAAUCCCACCCCACCCUGGACGCCGAGGAAUCUUCAGCGACAGGUGGGUCCGACAUCAACACUUUGAAAGGUAGCCACGUCAGGAACCCUAAAGGCAUGGAAACACCUAACUUUGGGGUUAGUCAUACCCCUUUUCCUGACCUAUCUUUCCUUGAAGUGCCUACUCCUCCAUCCUGUUUGGCCAUCAUCCCUUACACCCCUCAAGCUCCUGAAAUGCCACCCGGCCAUGCAUGCACAUCUUCUUUUCCUUCCCUGGGUAGUUUGGACGAUGGUUGGAUUGGUACUCGUUUUGAAGUCGGGGAGACCUCCUCUCCGGUGGAUACCCCAUAUGGUUGUCACUCUGAUGGUGGGGAAGAGGAACCCCCUUUUGACAACUCAGAGCUCCUGCCUUUGGCAAUGGACAACACCAUAUAUCCAAAAUCCUCAUUGCCUCUACCCCGUUGUCCUAAGAAGCUUGACACCUAUCGUAUUAAAUUGGGUUUUUCUCAUGGUUUUUCCUCCAACAAUAAUAAGAGAUGGAUUCUUUGGAACCAGGAUUCCCUCAUUUUGUCUAACUCCUAUGAUGAAGGUCAAGUUACCCAUUGUGAAUUCACUCUGGCCCAUGACAGCAGUCCUUUAAUCAUUUCCUGUGUUUAUGGUUCUCACUCUCUGGUCGAGAGAAGACUGCUUUGGGACCAGCUGCAAUCUUUUUGCCCUUUGAAUGAAAAAUGGAUUUUGGGAGGAGACUUCAAUACUAUCCUCUCCCCUCAGGAUGCAAAGGGACAAUGCACCCCUAACUUUCAAAGCAUGGAAGAGUUUCAAUGCUGCAUUUCAAAUUGCAAAUUACACUGUCCUGAUCCAUUGGGGGUGUUUUCACUUGAGGUUGAGCUUCAUCACCUUCCUAAAGCAAACUCAGACCAUAAGGCCCUAUUACUCCACUGCCAUUAUGACCAACAACUUGGUGCAAGGCCUUUCAAGUUCAUCAAUUCUUGGACUCAUCAUGACAAAUUCCUUGAGGUGGUCAAAAAAUCCUGGGAUAACAGCCCUACAUUUGGGGGCAUGAGAGGCCUCCUCUCCAAACUUAAAGCCCUCAAAGUGGACCUUAAGACCUGGAACCACAAAGAGUUUGGCAAUAUUUUUGACCAGGCUAAGAAGGCUGAAGAAUAUGCCUCUCUAACUCAGGAGGCUUAUGAUACUGAUCCCACGGAUUGGAACAGAGAGAUUGCUCAAUUGGCGAAUGCAAAAAUGAUUCUUGCAGUCAAGAAGGAGGUGGAAUUUUGGAAGCAAAAGGAUGCCUCAGCCCUACCCGACAUGGAUGAAGUUAAACACACCAUCUGGGAGAUGGAUGCCAAUAGUGCAAGUGGACCAGAUGGGUUCAAUGAAGCAGAAAACAUAUUCUCCCUAGACCCCUCUGAUGGCAACAACAUCCUCUUGCAACAAGCAAGAUCAGAAUUGAACAAGUUUGUGGCAAGGGAAUACUCCUACUGGAAACAGAAGGCUAACCUAAAGUGGGUCAAAGAAGGAGACCUCAACACUAAAUUUUUCCAUGCAUUUUUGAAACACAGAAGAAUGCAUCAGUCCAUUACUAGCAUCAAAGGGAGGGACAAUUCCUGGUUAACCUCCUGGAAGGACAUCUCUGAUGAAGCCCUCCACUUCUUUCACAACUUGUUCACUGCUGAACCUACUCAUCCCCACAGUGACUUCAUCUCUAACAUCCCUUCAAUCCUAAUCCCUGAGGACAACAACCUCCUCACCUCCCUCCCUUCAAUGGAAGAGGUGAAAGAAGCUGUGUGGGGCCUCAAUCCAGCCAGUUCCCCUGAACCAGAUGGUUUCACAGAUAGAGAGGAAUACUUGCAGUGGACUACUCAGCCCAUCCAAGAUCUAAGCUUCAAGGAAGCUUUCAACAUUAUUCAGCAAGAAGAGGAAGGGGAAACAAUCUUGCCAUUACAGAUCAAUUGGAGUUCAAAGCAAAUCCCUAAAGUGGCCUUCUUUCAAUGGAGGCUAUACCUCAACCUACUCCCAUUCCCUUCCACCCUUACAAAAUUUGGGAGGUUGUUCCCUUGUUGUAAACUCGAAGGAAGUUCUUUGUUCCUUCGUGAGAAGUCUUGGAGUGUGGUAUCUCCGAGCAAAGGCGUUGAGGCUCGUGUUACUCGGGUUCUCAAGUUGUAUCGUACUCACAAGACAAAAUAUAAUAUUGAGGAGGAUGUACACACUCCAACCGAGAAUGUGGAGCCGGUUGUACACACUCCAACCGAGAUAGAGAAGGAUGACACAACAGGGACUAUAACACUGAUGGCUGAAGAUACAACAAAGGAAACCACAUCACCAAACAUUCCAGAUACCAACAUAGGUCCGAUCCUCCACUCUUUUGAGCUUGAAGGGAAGGAUAUUGCUGAUCAUAUUCUUUUAGUGGAGGAAAUGUUUCAUGAGUUAAACAGAAAAGUUGAAGGAGGAAAUAUGAUCAUUAAGCUGGAUUUGUCUAAAGCCUUCGAUAGAAUGAGCUGGGAAUACCUGGAAAACCUUCUAGGGGCUUUUGGUUUCAAUGAGUACAACAAGAAACUUCUUCUAGCUAAUCUGAAGGCAACAAGUUUCUCAGUCCUAAUUAAUGCCUAUGCUGAUGAUCUAGUGCUCUUCACUAAUGGGAAAAUCAGAAAUCUUAUUAGGAUCUCCAACACCAUUCUCUGCUUCCUACAAGCUUCAGGACAACAAGUCAACCUUCAGAAGAGCAGAUUCCACACAGCCUCUAACUCUACUCCCCAAGAAAUUCUCAACAAGGAAAAGGCUCUAAAGAUUCAGCAUGACAAAGAUCACCUAGCCUAUCUGGGGAUUCCUAUAAGCAGAGGGAUUCUGAGAAAAGAAGAAUGUGCCUAUGUUAUCAAGAAAUUUGAUAAUCUGCAGUCUUCCUGGUACAACUUUCCUGAGGAACAAGUGAGGAACCCAAUUCUUGAGAAUCUUUGUGGAUUGAACUUGAAUCUCCCACCUGCCAGCAGAAACCCAAUAACUCCUGAAAUGAUCGUUGUGAAUCAAGAACCAAUUGUUGGAGACAACCACAUAGAACGUAUAAUCUCUAGCCAUUCCAUAGAGUUGGUUGAACUUGUUAUUGAAGGGACAAGUUCAAUGAAGGAGCAGGAGGUGAAAUUCCCCAUAACAGAUAGCUUGAUUGUUGGUUUUCACAGCAAACGACAACCUGCUCUUCGAGCAACAAGAGGCUCUUCAAUUUGGUAUCCAGGAAUUUAUAUGCAAGUUUCAGCAUCUAUUGCACCUCCAUUAAUGCCUCAUAUAAAUGUGGAAGAAUCUGCUCAGGUGUUCAAUGAAAAUAGUGAAGUGGAGUUAGCAUUACCCGGAAAAAACUAUUUUGGAAUUGAAAUUCGAAGAUUUCUCUUGUCUCGAGCAGAAUUGAAGGACAUCCUCUUAGGAUUCUGAGAGAAAUUGUUUGCUAAUCCAAGGUGUACCUUGGGAAGUAUGGAGCUGGAAAUGCUGCUACCAUGGACUGUUGAAGCUGAGUUUGGAAUCAGCUGCUCUUUCCCACUGGAUGCUACUGUGGUGCUACUGUUUUUGGGCUGAUAGAGUGGAUUAAACUGUGGUUUUGGGC
Messenger RNA from Cuscuta campestris, 4113 nucleotides. NCBI's taxonomy places the organism in Eukaryota, Viridiplantae, Streptophyta, Magnoliopsida, Solanales, Convolvulaceae. The record is from the annotation of a GenBank genome assembly.